Dendroctonus ponderosae (mountain pine beetle) is the source of this 1409-nucleotide messenger RNA. Its product is annotated as formylglycine-generating enzyme. The coding region runs from base 284 to 1282 and encodes 332 amino acids. The record is from RefSeq and is a predicted model, not a curated record. The transcript is spliced from 4 exons. Gene Ontology annotation, cellular component: endoplasmic reticulum. Lineage: Eukaryota; Metazoa; Arthropoda; Insecta; Coleoptera; Curculionidae.
UUUUCUCUCUCACUCUCUUUCUUACUUGUUUAUCAAAGUAUUGAAAAUGACAAAUUGCCUAAAUAUCUUAAAAAUGUCUAAUAAUCCCAUUAUUUGAGUGGAGUGGAAUCCACAGAAAGUUCCCAAGAAACCUGACAGUAUUAACAGCUGAUUCACCCGCCAAUCAAUCAAUCAGCUGCUUUUGUUUACGUUCUGCAAGUUAAUCCCAUACAACACAUGUUUUUGAGGUGUAGGUACCAUAAAACCACAACAAAACACCAAACAUCGACAAUAACAUUGAAAAAUGUAUUCAGGGCGUAUUAAAUAUUCCAUAUUAUUAAUAGCAACUUACCUCACAUCGUCUAUCUGUGAUUGUGGCUGCAGCUUAAACCGAGAUGGUCAGUGCAAUUCCGAGGACAACGAAAUUAAUCCCAGCCAAAAAUACAAAAGGGACCUAAACGAAAAUCCAGCAAAUAAUUUCGACAAGUCCCAGAUGGCUUUGAUUGGCAAAGGCAUCUUCGAAAUGGGAACGAACAAACCGGUUUUUCCUUCGGACUUUGAAGGCCCCGCUCGAAACGUUACAAUUGAAAACAGCUUCUAUUUGGACAUUUACGAGGUUUCAAACCAACAGUUUUACGAUUUUGUGCGGACCACCAACUACAAAACGGAGGCGGAACAGUUCGGUGAUAGUUUCGUGUUCGAAAUGUCUUUGCCCGAAAAUCAAAGAAAUGAGCACCAAGAUAUUCGGGCUGCUCAAGCCCCAUGGUGGAUUAAAUUGCCAGAUGCUUACUGGAAACAUCCUGAAGGCCCCAAGUCAACUAUUGAAGAUAGAAUGAACCAUCCAGUUGCUCAUGUAUCAUGGAACGACGCAGUUGCAUAUUGCGAGUAUGUGGGAAAGAGGUUGCCCACAGAAGCCGAGUGGGAGAUGGCAUGUAGAGGUGGGCUGAGGCAAAAAAUGUACCCUUGGGGAAAUAAGCUGCAACCGAAAGGACAGCAUUGGGCCAACAUUUGGCAAGGAGAGUUUCCCAAAGAAAACACGGCCGAGGACGGGUACAUUUUCACUUGCCCUGUCGAUAAAUUCCCUCCAAAUCAAUUCGGACUUUAUAAUAUGGCCGGUAAUGUUUGGGAGUGGGUCCAAGACGAUUGGCAAACUGAUCCGCAGAACUCAAGAGUGAAGAAAGGAGGAUCAUUUUUGUGCCACCAAUCUUAUUGCUGGAGAUACCGAUGUGCGGCAAGAUCAUUUAAUACCAAAGACAGCUCGGCAGCAAAUUUAGGUUUUAGAUGUGCUGCCGAUGCAAGAUAGCCAUAGUAAACAUCUGAUAAAUUCGAAAUAUCCGCGCGGCUUAUUGUUUGUGGUUGUUUGAUCCAUAUAAGAUUUAUUACAUGUUUCUCAGGUAAAGGUUAAAAUACAUCUCUUAGGAAAAUGUCAA